This is a messenger RNA of Musa acuminata AAA Group (dessert banana), 5914 nucleotides long. RefSeq names its product THO complex subunit 2. NCBI's taxonomy places the organism in Eukaryota, Viridiplantae, Streptophyta, Magnoliopsida, Zingiberales, Musaceae. Gene Ontology annotation, cellular component: THO complex part of transcription export complex. The transcript has 33 exons. Gene Ontology annotation, biological process: mRNA export from nucleus; mRNA processing. The record is from RefSeq and is a predicted model, not a curated record. Gene Ontology annotation, molecular function: mRNA binding. The coding region runs from base 149 to 5563 and encodes 1804 amino acids.
CGCGACGCCAAACCUUGUCUGGUCAUCGCCCCUCUCUUGCUCUCCGUCCCCCAAACCCGUCGCAAACCCUAGCCUUCGAUGAGAACCCUGCCUCCGUCCUGAAACCCCAUCGCUCUCUUCCCCUUCCCCUCGUCCCCCAACCUCUUCGAUGUCGCCCCAGUCGUCGGAGAACAAGUACGUCACCGAGGAAUGCCUUCAGGAAUGGAAGGGCUCCAACGCCGGCUUCAAGGUCGCGGAUCCGGUCCCCAUGGCUCGAUUCCUCUACGAGCUCUGCUGGGCUAUGGUCCGUGGGGAUUUGCCGUUCCAGAAGUGCAGGCCGGCGCUGGACUCGGUUGUGUUCGUUGAGGAGCCGCAGCGGGAGGAUAUGGGGUCCAUUUUGGCCGAUAUCGUCGCUCACAUGGGACAGGAUCAUACAAUGACUGCAGAAUGUCGAGUUCGACUUAUUAAAAUGACUAAAUGGCUAGUGGAGUCAUUGCUGGUUCCAUCUAGGCUUUUGCAGGAGCGUUGCGAGGAAGAAUUUUUAUGGGAAUCUGAGCUGAGUAAGAUUAAAGCUCAAGAAUUGAAAGCCAAAGAGGUCAGAGUAAACACUCGCCUUCUUUAUCAACAAACAAAGUUCAAUCUUCUAAGAGAAGAGAGCGAGGGCUAUGCUAAGCUGGUAACACUCCUCUGCCAAGGUGGACUGGAAGUGAUGUCUAAGAAUGCGUCGACCGUGACAAUCAGCACAAUUAAGUCAUUAAUUGGGCAUUUUGAUUUGGAUCCCAAUCGUGUCUUUGAUAUUGUACUAGAGUGCUUUGAACUCCAUCCUGACAAUCAUACUUUUUAUGGCCUCAUACCUAUUUUUCCAAAGUCACACGCCGCCCAAAUUCUGGGAUUUAAGUUCCAGUAUUAUCAACGUAUGGAAGUAAACAUCCCUGCACCUCCUGGACUUUUUCGUUUGACAGCUUUGCUUGUGAAGGCAGAGUUCAUAGAUCUUGACAGUAUAUACUCGCACUUGCUUCCCAAGGAUGAUGAGGCAUUUGAACAUUACGAUGCAUUUGUUGCAAGGCGUUUUGAUGAGGUUAACAAAAUUGGCAAAAUUAAUCUUGCUGCAACUGGGAAAGACCUAAUGGAUGAUGAAAAACAGGAUGUGGCUAUUGAUCUAUUUGCUGCAUUGGACCUGGAAAGUGAAGCUAUUAAAGAACGGGCUCCAGAAAUUGAAAAUAACCAGAAACUUGGUUUGUUAAUUGGCUUCCUUUCUGUUGAUGAUUGGUACCAUGCACAAAUUCUCCUUGAUCAGCUUUCCCAUCUAAAUCCUGUUGAGCAUGUUGAGAUUUGUGAUGGCUUAUUUAGGCUCAUUGAGAAGACAAUGUCAACAGCGUUUGAUUUGAUUUUCCGAACAAGUUUUAGAAGUAUUGGUGGCCUUACAUACCCUGGGCCUGAUGCAAUGGAUGCAACAGUAGUGUCUUCCAAGCAGACUGUAUAUGUUGAUCUUCCUCGGGAAUUUUUCCAAAUGAUUACUGCUGUUGGACCUUACCUUUAUCGUGAUACAGUGCUGCUUCAGAAGGUGUGCAUAGUGUUGAGGGCAUAUUAUCUUUCUGCACAAGAGUUUGCUGUUUCAUGUGUCAAUUCUCCUGAUCCAAAUGAUGUGAAGAGCCGGGAUCCUCGUCUUCGAGCUAAAGAAGCUAGACUCAGGGUGGAGGAAGCUUUAGGUGCAUGUUUGCUUCCAUCAUUACAAUUGGUACCAGCAAAUCCUGCUGUUGGACAGGAGAUUUGGGAUGUUCUAUCUAUGCUUCCUUAUGAGGUCCGUUACCGUCUAUACGGUGAGUGGGAGAAGGAGGAUGAACAGAAUCCAAUGCUUCAGGCUGCAAGGCAGAUUGCGAAGUUGGACACCAGAAGAAUUCUGAAAAGGCUUGCAAAGGAAAACUUGAAACAGCUAAGUCGCAUGGUAGCCAAACUUGCACAUUCUAAUCCGAUGACUGUGCUUCGCACAAUAGUUCAACAGAUUGAAGCUUAUAAGGACAUGAUAACACCUGUUGUGGAUGCAUUCAAGUACCUGACACAGCUGGAGUAUGACAUGUUGGAAUAUGUUGUGAUUGAACGUUUAGUGCAAGGAGGCCGUUCGAAGCUCAAAGAUGAUGGCCUUAAUCUGUCAGAUUGGCUUCAAUCUCUUGCAUCCUUUUGGGGUCAUCUUUGUAAAAAGUAUCCUUCCAUGGAGUUAAGGGGUCUUUUUCAGUAUCUUGUUAAUCAGUUGAAGAAAGGGAUGGGUACAGAGCUUGUUCUUUUACAGGAGCUUAUUCAGCAAAUGGCAAACAUGCAGUACACUGAAAACAUGACUGAAGAACAACUUGAUGCUAUGUCAGGAAGCGAGACUUUGCGUUAUCAGGCCACUCUGUUUGGGAUGACAAGAAAUAAUAAGGUAUUGAGUAAAUCUACCAACAGACUGAGGGAUGCCUUGCUACCAAAGGAAGAACCCAAGUUGGCUAUUCCUCUUCUAAUACUUAUCGCUCAGCAUCGAUCCAUGGUUGUCACAAAUGCAGAUGCACCAUAUAUCAAAAUGGUUAGUGAGCAGUUUGACAGGUGUCAUGGAACACUUCUUCAGUAUGUGGAAUUUCUCUGCAAUGCAGUGGCUCCAUCCUUGACUUAUGCACAAUUGAUUCCUCCACUAGAUGAACUCGUGCAUAAGUACCAUCUUGAUCCAGAGGUUGCCUUUCUGGUGUACCGGCCUGUGAUGAGGCUCUUCAAAAGAAUGAGUGGUUCUGAGAUUUGCUGGCCUCUUGACAUUAUUGAACACUCAAAUAUUCAAAGUGCAGAAAAUGAAGUAGAACCCUCUGAUUCAUCUAAUGAUGUUGGGUUGGAUCUUGGUUCACCAAGGAAGCCUAUAAUGUGGUCAGAUCUUCUUGUUACAGUCCAGUCAAUUCUGCCUAUGAAAGCUUGGAAUAGCCUCUCUCCUGAUCUAUAUGCCACAUUUUGGGGACUUACACUAUAUGAUCUUCAUGUUCCUAAAAUAAGAUAUGAAUCAGAGAUUGCUAAGCAACAUGCUGCCAUUAAAGCCUUAGAGGAGAUUUCUGACAACUCAAGUAUGGCAAUUACGAAACGUAAAAAGGAUAAGGAAAAAAUUCAAGAGGUACUAGAUAGAUUGACUAGUGAAUUUCAAAAGCAUGAACAGCAUGUUGCAUCUGUCCACCACCGUCUUGCUCGUGAAAAGGAUAAGUGGCUAAGUUCCUGUCCUGACACUUUAAAGAUCAACAUGGAGUUUCUUCAGCGUUGUGUUUUCCCACGCUGCGUCUUCAGCAUGCCAGAUGCUGUGUAUUGUGCUAAUUUUGUUCAUACCUUGCAUUCUCUUGGCACACCAUAUUUUAACACUGUCAAUCAUAUUGAUGUUCUCAUUUGUAAAACCCUACAACCUAUGAUCUGUUGCUGCACUGAAUUUGAAGCUGGAAGACUUGGAAGGUUUCUAUAUGAGACAUUAAAAAUGGCUUAUCACUGGAAGAGUGAUGAGUCUAUUUAUGAAUGCGAGUGUGGAAACAUGCCUGGAUUUGCUGUUUAUUACAGAUUUCCAAACAGCCAGCGUGUAACAUAUGGCCAAUUUAUCCGAGUACACUGGAAAUGGAACACAAGAAUAACCCGGUUACUUGUACAGUGCUUGGAAUCUAGUGAAUAUAUGGAAAUAAGAAAUGCCCUUAUUGUGUUAACCAAAAUAUCUAGUGUGUUCCCCGUUACUCGAAAGAGUGGUAUCAAUCUUGAGAAAAGGGUGGCCAAAAUUAAAGGGGAUGAGAGAGAGGACUUGAAAGUUUUAGCUACUGGAGUAGCUGCAGCGUUGGCUGCUCGUAAGAGCGCAUGGGUUUCUGAAGAAGAGUUUGGCAUGGGUCAUGUUGAUCUGAAACCUGCCGCAGCAGCUGCAAAAUCACUAGCUGGAAAUCAGGUGGUCGACCCUUCGAGCACCGCUAAGGACCAGUUGACACAUGCAAAAUCUACACCAGAUCGAGCAGAUGGUGGAACAGUUUUGAAAUUGGAUUCAACACAACAGAGAGUAAGGACUAGUUCAUCUGCAAACGGACAGGAAGCAAUUGUUUCUGCAUCAGCUACAAGUAGUAAGACUUCUGGCAUUGGAAAAAGCACGGAUGAAAUCAUGAAACCGGAGGAUACAAGUUCGAAGGCUUAUGCAAAGGCUGCUAUGGAAUCUGAGAUGAGAUCUCAGCAAAAGCGAACAGUGCACAAUUCUAUUCUAAAGCCAGCAAAGCAGGAGGUCAUCAAAGAAGACAACAAAACUGGAAAAUUGAUUAGCAGAACUACAGGUCAGCAGUCUUCUUUUUCUGCAGAUAAAGAUGCUUCAUUUCAUCCAACAGAUAGCAGGCAAGGUGGAACUGCUGCUGCUUCUGCAGCGACCAAUGGCAUCUCUGUGUCAGCUUCUGGAAAAACGACUAGUUCCUCAAGAAUGAUGCUUGAAAUGCAUGAAACUGUAGAAAUUUCUGAGGCAUCCAUUAAACAGAAGAGAGCAGUACCAGGUGAAGAACAAGAAAGAUUGAACAAACGCAAGAAAGGAGACAUUGAAGCUAAAGAUCUUGAGGGUAUGGAAGUUCGGUUAUCUGAUAAAGAAAGAAGUUAUGAUACAAGGUCAGUGGAUAAACCUCAUUUGGAGCAUGAGAAGUCUUCCGCUGAAGAACAGAGUUUUAAUAGGUCAUUGGACAAAUCCAAAGAUAAAAUCAAUGAGCGAUAUGACAAGGACCACAGGGAAAAAUUGGACCGCUCUGAUAAAGAUCUUCAUGAGAAAUCAAGGGAUAGGUCACUGGAGAGACAUGGAAGAGAGCGCUCGGUUGAAAAAGUGCAAGAGAGGGGCAUGGAUAGAAGUCUUGAUAGGGCAGCAGAGAAAGCUAGAGAUGACAGAAGUAAGGAUGAUCGGGGCAAAUCCCGACAUAUGGAUGUAUCCAUAGACAAGGGACAUAUUGAUGAGCGUUUCCAUGGGCAGAGUUUGCCUCCGCCACCACCAUUACCUCCCAGUUUUGUUCCUCAAUCUGUGGGUGGUGGCCGAAGAGAUGAGGAGACUGAUAGGAGAGUGGGUAACACCAGACACAUACAGCGAUUGUCUCCAAAACAUGAUGAAAAAGAGAGGAGGCGUUCAGAAGAAAAUGUUUUGACAUCCCAAGAUGAUCCAAAACGUAGAAGAGAGGAUGACUUAAGGGAAAGAAAGCGUGAUGAGCGAGAUGGCUCAUCUGUUAAGGUAGAUGACAGGGACAGAGAUAAAGCUACCAUGAAGGAAGAUAUGGACCUGACUGGAGGUUCCAAACGGCGAAAACUUAAGAGAGACCAUGCAUUGUCAUCUGAAACUGGUGGGGAAUACUCACAAGUUGUUCCACCACCUCCCCCAGUGGCAAUAGCUAUGCCUCAGUCAUUCGAUAGAGAAAGGGCAGACAAAAAAGCAGCCAUAGUGCAACAACGGGCUGCACACAUGGACGAUGCACCAAGAUUGCAUGGGAAGGAAGCUGGAGGCAAAAUUAAUCGAAGGGAAUCAGAUCAAAUACAUGAAAGGGAGUGGGAAGAAGAGAAGCGCCAGAGACCUGAAGCAAAAAGGAAACACCGAAAGUAGGCUCUGAAGUCUACACGCAGACGAGCAAAUAUAAUUUGGUCUCAGUCUGCUAGUUUAGUGCAUUGUUUCCUUUUUUGUUUUUCUUUAUUGGGGUUUGAGUGCCAUCUCUUAGAGUUGUGCUGCUGAUCAUGGCAUGAAGGAUCUCCAGAAGCCGAGUAGCUCAUCCAGUGUCUGUGUGGAUGUCUUGGAUCAGCACAUGAUUGCAACAGUGAGGCUUUCAGUGUCAGCCAAACUAAUCUGUUUUACGCUUGGCGAGAUUCCUAGGUACAGAAGAUGACACCCUGCAUUACAGCAUUGUAACUGUUAACGUUUAAUGAUGGCAUUAUGCAGAACUGUGUUUUGUGGGUUUCA